UGAGCUGUCUAUCAAUCCAAAAGAACGAAGAAGAAAAAGCGAACCCUCCUCUGCUAACUUGCUAAAAAAAAAAAGUAAACAAGCAAUAGUACAAAAGUUCACCCGGAGCCUUUAAACCUGAUGGAAGAUAAAGAAAACACUCGCCCCAGGGAGAAAGCGGUGGAAGUAAUGUGCGAGGAUGCGGAAAAGGGUGAAAAGUUGAAAGAAAAGAAGGAGGCCAUGACGAAGAUCGUAAUUCGACGAUUGCCUCCAAGUCUUACAAAAGAAGAACUGGAGGAGCAGCUGCAACCGCUCCCGGAACUGGACUACCUGGAGUUCUUCUCCAACGAUACCAGCCUGUACCCUCACCUCUUUGCAAGGGCGUACAUCAACUUCAAGAACCAGGAGGACAUUGUUCUGUUCAGAGAUCGCUUUGAUGGCUAUGUGUUCAUUGACAAUAGAGGACAGGAGUACCCUGCUGUUGUGGAGUUUGCGCCUUUUCAAAAGACGUCCAAAAAGAAAAGUAAGAAAAAGGACGCCAAGUGUGGAACAAUAACUAAAGAUCCGGAUUACAAGAAGUUCCUGGAUUUUUACAACGGAGAUGACGAGAAAUUAACAUCCACGCCGGAGACGCUGCUGGAAGAGAUUGAAGCCAGAACAAAAGAACUUGUAGCUAAAAAGACGACUCCGCUGUUGGACUUCCUGAAGAAUAAACAGAAUAUCAGAGAGGAGGAGAAGAGGAGGCGGGAGCUGGAACGCAAGCGCCUUCGUGACGAGGCGCGCCGCAAGUGGAAGGAGGAGCGCAAACGCAAAGGCAUCGACAAGAUGAAGAAACUGGACAAGCUGCCAGAGAGCGACAAGGAGCAAGUCAAAGAGGAGCCCAAAAUUAAACUGCUGAAGAAGCCCGACAGAGGAGAGGAGGCUGACUGUGACAAAAGUAAGGAGAAGUUUAAAAAGGCAGAGCGGAGCAACAAAGAGGACAGAACGACAAGUGGUGGCAAUCAGAAGAGACGUCACAAUGACAACAGGGAGGAGCGAGGAAAGAAAGUGGACGAGGACGGCAGCAAGGAGUUCCGGGAGCGCGACGGCGAGCGCGAGCCGGACAAAGAGCGGCGCCAGAAGGAGAAGGAGCGCGUGAGGCGGCAGGACGAGGAGCGACGGCGCAGGAGGGAGAGGCAGGACGGAGAGAACGCUCGCAGGAGGCGGGCGGAGGAGGACGGGGUCAAGAAGGAGCGGGAGCGACUGCCUGACAAGAAACGAGGCGACAAUGCGGUCGAGUCUGAAAAGAUGGAGAGACCUCCAAGAGAAAACAGGAAGGACGACAGCGGGAAACGAGAGAGGCUUCGAAAUAAAGAUCGUCCUGCUAUCCAGCUGUACCAGCCUGGAGCCAGAAACCGUGGUCGCCCAGCAGGAGAAGGGGGCGAGUCCGGCUCUGUGGACAGGAAGCCAGACGCCGAGGCGAAGAAAACAUCUGAUAAAGGCGAAGACUGAGCAAAAAAAAUUAAAUUCUCCUUGGAGCGUCUUCGAGUUUGCUACGGAGAACCACGCCUCAGGGCUGCGUGAACUGCAGCAAGUUGGCUUCUAGCGAGCUGUCCAUGUUUGAGGCACGGAUGUUAUGUAGUGGAGCCUGGCAGUGCCUCACAUGACCCUCUUUAGUUUUUUUUCAGCAACAACCUUUUAUAAAUAUGGCACUUAGUUGAAGCUAAACCUUUGUUAGGCUUCAAAAAAUCCAAAGUGACCUUAUUAUCCAUUGAAAUUAGUUGAUGGAUUGUAAUCAACUUACAUUGACAAGGUUACGGGAUCUUUUCAGUUUUGUGUUUCCUCAUCAUUAAUAUCCAUGUUUUUACCACUUCAUGGCGUUCUCCUAACUCAUGCUGUCACUGUUGCAACAAACUCAACAUGUCACUUCUGCUCAUGCCAACAAGAAAAUAAAUCAUCUUUAACAUCUUA
Nerophis ophidion (straightnose pipefish) is the source of this 1929-nucleotide messenger RNA. RefSeq names its product UPF3B regulator of nonsense mediated mRNA decay (gene upf3b). The transcript is spliced from 10 exons. The record is from RefSeq and is a predicted model, not a curated record. Gene Ontology annotation, molecular function: mRNA binding. Gene Ontology annotation, cellular component: cytoplasm; nucleolus. NCBI's taxonomy places the organism in Eukaryota, Metazoa, Chordata, Actinopteri, Syngnathiformes, Syngnathidae. Bases 121 to 1470 code for a protein of 449 amino acids. Gene Ontology annotation, biological process: positive regulation of translation; nuclear-transcribed mRNA catabolic process, nonsense-mediated decay.